Messenger RNA from Brassica rapa (field mustard), 896 nucleotides. RefSeq names its product ras-related protein RABG3d. Gene Ontology annotation, cellular component: vacuolar membrane. The record is from RefSeq and is a predicted model, not a curated record. NCBI's taxonomy places the organism in Eukaryota, Viridiplantae, Streptophyta, Magnoliopsida, Brassicales, Brassicaceae. Gene Ontology annotation, molecular function: GTP binding; GTPase activity.
UUUAGUUUCGCCUUGUGUCUGAAUCACACACGAAACACCAGAGAGACAGGAGAGAAAGAAAGAAAGAAAGAAACAGAGACAGUUUCUUGGCCGGAAAAUUUUAAAUUAAUACUUCCACCAAUGUCGUCUCGCCGGAGAGUUCUUCUGAAAGUCAUCAUCCUCGGAGAUAGCGGGGUUGGGAAGACAUCGUUGAUGAAUCAGUUUGUGAAUCGCAAAUUUAGCAAUCAGUAUAAAGCGACGAUUGGAGCAGAUUUCUUGACUAAAGAGGUUCAGAUUGAUGACAGGAUCUUCACUUUACAGAUAUGGGAUACGGCUGGGCAAGAAAGGUUCCAAAGUUUGGGAGUUGCCUUUUACAGAGGAGCUGAUUGUUGUGUUCUUGUAAACGAUGUCAAUGUUAUGAAAUCUUUUGAGAAUCUUAAUAACUGGAGGGAAGAGUUCUUGAUUCAGGCUAGUCCAUCAGAUCCUGAGAACUUCCCGUUUGUUGUGUUGGGGAACAAGACCGAUGUUGAUGGUGGCAAGAGCCGAGUGGUUUCUGAGAAGAAAGCAAAGGCAUGGUGUGCAUCUAAAGGAAACAUUCCUUACUUUGAGACAUCUGCCAAAGAAGGAUUCAAUGUUGAUGCAGCAUUUGAAUGCAUUACCAAAAACGCAUUCAAGAAUGAACCUGAAGAAGAACCUUACAUGCCUGACACUAUUGAUGUUGCUGGAGGUCAGCAACAAAGAUCAACAGGUUGUGAAUGCUAAUCAACCAAAACGUUGAGAGGGUACUAAUAUUUUGAUUUCUAUGGCGAAUUUUAUUUUGUACCACACAAUAUCAAGUGUAAUGUCAUUUCAUUGAAACGAAUUGUUUUCCAAUUCCACACAGUAUAAAAAAAACAUGUAAUGUGACAUUGUGAUCU